Cryphonectria parasitica EP155 is the source of this 830-nucleotide messenger RNA. RefSeq lists its product as uncharacterized. The transcript has a single exon. Gene Ontology annotation, biological process: mRNA cis splicing, via spliceosome. The record is from RefSeq and is a predicted model, not a curated record. Lineage: Eukaryota; Fungi; Ascomycota; Sordariomycetes; Diaporthales; Cryphonectriaceae. Gene Ontology annotation, cellular component: precatalytic spliceosome. Gene Ontology annotation, molecular function: nucleic acid binding. The coding region runs from base 103 to 780 and encodes 225 amino acids.
CCUCCACCUCCCGAGGAGCCAGUCCAAGACAGUGCGACCAUUACCCGCGGUCCUGUCCGCUACGAAGCACCGCCCCAGCCCAGCCCCGCCCCUCACGACGCUAUGGACGUCGACGACGAUGACGACGACGACGACGACAACAUAGGAAACAUCGAUCUCCCACCCGCUCUCGGCCUCGGCGCGCCAGACGCAGAAGGUGAAGCCCAGCAAUCCCGCACCAACCGACCCGGACAAAAGGGCUUUGCCCAGCGCCUGAUGAGCAAGUACGGUUGGACCGCUGGCAAAGGCCUCGGCGCGUCCUCGUCGGGCAUCAUCAACCCCUUAUCCGUCAAAGUCGAGAAGCGCAAGAGGCGACCGGACGCCGAGGGCGGCGGGUUCGUAGAGCCGGGUGGGCGGGGCAAGAUCGUUGGAGGCAAAACAGCUCCUGCUGGAGCAGCAGACGAUGGGCAAGAGGAUGGCAGCAGCAGCAGCAAGUUCGGCCCCAUGUCGGAGGUUGUCGUGCUGCGGAACAUGCUCGAGGGGAUGGACAACCUCGAGGGCGAGAUCAGCGACGGGCUGGGCCAGGAGAUUGGCGAGGAGUGCGGCGACAAGUACGGGCGCGUCGAGCGGCUGUACAUUGACGUCGGGGGCCGGCAGGUCUUUAUCAAGUUCACCGACGCCGUGUCCGCGCUACGGGCGGUCAACGCGCUCGAGGGCAGGGUCUUUAACGGCAAUGCCAUCGCCGCGCGCUUCUGGGAUGCCGACAAGUUCGAGAAGGGGAUCUAUGGUGGACCAUUGUAGUCAUCCAUCCAUACACACAGGAGCAGCCAGUAGUAAUGUUCGCACUUUUU